GAAGAAGAAGCAGAAGCAGAAGAAGAAGAAGAAGACUUCCUGCGGUUUGUUUUGUGUCCCGGCAGCUUCAGUUAGCUUCACUUAGCUUCAGUUAAACAUGUCAGCCACAGAGGACGACACCGAGCUGCGGGACCUGCUGAUCCAGAACCUGGAGAACAGCGGAGUCCUCAACAAGCUCAAGGCGGAGAUGAGGGCGGCGGUGUUCCUGGCGAUGGACGAGCAGGACAAACUGGAGAACAAAACUCCUCUGAUCAACGAGAACCUGAAGAAGAGUCUCCUCAGCAGAGACGGCCGCCUGGUGGCCAGCCUGAUCCUGGACUUCCUGCAGGUCUUUAACCUAGACUUCACCCUGGCCGUGUUCCAGCCGGAGAUCAACUCGCUGAACGGUCUGGACAGCCGGGACCUGAUCUGCAGGGACCUGGACCUGUCAGAGUCUGAGGUGAACAAGAACUGUCCUCUGCUGCUGGAGCUCGUCAAGAGGGGACGACGCAGACCGGCCGAGGAACCGUCUCCGAAGCAGAUCGCGCUCGCUCGGAAGAAGUUUGACUUCUACGACAAGGGCGGGAGCGGCUCAGUCGCAAAGGAAGACCUGAAGAGCGUUUUCACAGAUCUGUGCCCCAGUUUGAACAAGAACAUGUUGGAGAGGUUCCUCACCGAUGAGCUCAGAGCUGCAGACAAAACCUUCUCUAAAACGAUCGACUUCCAGGUGUUUCUGGGACUCUACAAGCGUCUCUUCGCUCAGUGCACGAGUGUGGUGGUGCAGGACUCUGAUGUGGGUCAGCCUCAGAGCCACCUUCCUGAGGACAGAACCAGCUCUCCACCUGCCAGUAAGGACUCGGACGGCGUGACGUCUCUGGGUAAAGGAGGCCUCCAGCAGCCGGGCUCCAAACACAGCGAGGCGUCUGACAGCCGGACCUCCUCCUCCGGCCCGAACAGAGAGCGCCUGGACCGGGACCGGGACCAGGACCUGGACCUGGAGGUGGAGGACGAUCCAGACGACGGGGAUUCGUUCUUCGACGACCCGCUGCCCAAACCACAGAAGACCUACGGCUGUCCUCUGACCGGAGAGAAGGACUCAUCAGAGAGGACGGACGGUCAGAAAGACUUGUCUGUCCUGGCUGCUGACUCAGAGGGCGAUCGAGAGGAUCCUCUCUCUGAGCUCAGGAAGGUGGAGGUGUCUGGGGCCAGAGGGGCUCCAGCAGGGUCCCUGUCAGAGGCUCCGAGACCCGGAGGAGGAGGGAGCAGCAUGUCAGAGCAGAGCCACAGCAGGAACGCAGCGUCCGGCUCCAGAGAAAGGGGGUCCAGAGACUCGAGGGCCCUGAAUGAUAAAACUGGAUCUCUGCAUUUCGAUGACGACGUUGAAUAUGACGACGACUUCAACAGCCAUCGGUCAGAUCUCUCCAAGAGCGAGCUCAGCAUCGGGGAGGAGAUCGAGGAGGUUUCCAUCGAGGGACCCGACAACAGCGACAAGUUCGACGACACCACUCAGGACCUGAGUGUCUCCCAGCUCAGCCAGAAUCAUGGCGCCGACUACAUGGAGGAGGUGGCCUGACCGUCCCAUCACCCAGUUCCCAUGAUGCACCUCUUUGUAUCGUCCAUAUUUAAAUCUGUACAGUUUCAGCCAAUAAAUGUGUUUGUUUUGA
Micropterus dolomieu (smallmouth bass) is the source of this 1643-nucleotide messenger RNA. RefSeq names its product centrosomal protein 43 (gene cep43). Lineage: Eukaryota; Metazoa; Chordata; Actinopteri; Centrarchiformes; Centrarchidae. The transcript has 18 exons. The record is from RefSeq and is a predicted model, not a curated record. The coding region runs from base 98 to 1552 and encodes 484 amino acids. Gene Ontology annotation, molecular function: protein binding; calcium ion binding. Gene Ontology annotation, cellular component: centrosome. Gene Ontology annotation, biological process: microtubule anchoring.